AUGAAACCCACAAAUAUCGCCCGCGUGUCAUUUACCAAAUCCGCAUUAUCUCGCUUCACCACUCUCCUGAACACACCCUUAGCUGGCCCCGCCGCAGAAUCAGGAAAAUUCCUCUCACUAAUCAAGGAAUCGUUCCGAGCCCUUUCUCUCAUCCGGAAUUUCCCCUGCCGCCGCCCCGCCGCCCCCGCCGCCUCUAAAGCAAACAUCAAGAAGUUCCUCCAGAACCCUCUUGAGCUGUUCGAGGAACAAUGUUUACUUGGAAAGGCAAACGCCGAACUUGCUGCGCUCUGCCUCAAUAGAUAUGUCCGUGACGGACUGAUGCCCGAGCCUCCCGCAAGCAUAUCCGUGCCUAAGGAGCUCAAGUGGAGCGCUGCCGACAUUGUGCUAGACGGACUAAAGAGGUCUGGAGUCGGUGAGCCGGCCGAUGUACUAUCUAAUCCAAAGCUUGCGCGGGCUGUUGCGGAGAGUUGGGCGAUUGAGAAUAAGGUCGAGAAGAUUGUUCGGUGGUCCAACCUGGCAGGAAAGGAGACCUUAGUGGCGCGACAGAACAUUUUGUUCUUUGGGCUUAGGAAGAUCCUCAGUUUAAGAGGAUGGGAGAGUGCCGUGGCGAUGUUUAUGGAGGUUUUGGACGGGCAUCAGCAGGACUGGAGGUUCGCAAGGAGGGAGUACUCCGGGGUGGGGGCUAUGUUGUGCGAAGAAGGCAUGAAGGGCUUUGCGAAGCACCCAUCGUUCACAAAACUGAUUUCUAAAUCAUCAGUGUGGGCACUUAACUUGCAAAUGAAGGCAUGGAUUCAUUUAAGGUUCACACGUCGGGUAGACGUGGGGGUGCUUUAUUUCAAGAAGUUAGCAGAUCAUUUGAGUGCUGGGGAGCAGCCAGCAUUGAAGAGCUGGUAUCGUCAGGAUGUCAAAUUCCCUGUAAAUCUAACGAGGGAGUGUUUAGUACAGGGAAGGAUAGAGGAUGCAGAGAUGAUUAAGAAUGUAGUGGAGAAGAUCUUCCUCCACAGGGUGACCGAGGGGCAUCUUAAUGAGAUGAGAAGGAUGAUCGAGCAGGCCAAAGCUGGAGGGGGGAUAGCAGGAACGGGCGAGGAAGCGUCAAAAGAGAGUGAGGAUAUGACCGAUCUGCAAGGCAUGAUAAAUGCACUUGGUUGA
Morchella importuna is the source of this 1149-nucleotide messenger RNA. RefSeq lists its product as uncharacterized. Bases 1 to 1149 code for a protein of 382 amino acids. The record is from RefSeq and is a predicted model, not a curated record. Lineage: Eukaryota; Fungi; Ascomycota; Pezizomycetes; Pezizales; Morchellaceae. The transcript is spliced from 2 exons.